Molecule: messenger RNA, 8805 nt
Organism: Amyelois transitella
Lineage: Eukaryota; Metazoa; Arthropoda; Insecta; Lepidoptera; Pyralidae
Gene: Asator
Product: tau-tubulin kinase 1
Exons: 32
Coding region: 270-3491 (1073 amino acids)
Biological process (GO): peptidyl-serine phosphorylation; signal transduction
Cellular component (GO): nucleus; cytoplasm
Molecular function (GO): protein serine/threonine kinase activity; ATP binding
Source: RefSeq, a predicted model, not a curated record
UCGGUCGGAGCGCGAAUCGGUCGUUCGUGGCCGGCCGCCAUUUUGUUUGAUUUAAAAAUAAACGCGGACUAUUAACUCCAUGAUUUUUGUGUUAAGUGGGACUAUAUGUGUUUUUGUGUAGUGAAUUGCGAUGAUUUUGUACCGGUCAUCAAAUAAAAACAAUCUACAAAAUUAACUCUUAUUAGUAACGUAAAAAUCAUAAAUGGAGGUAGUUAGAUAACGCGGAACAGAGACAGAGCUACUUGGAACCGUGUGUUAGAACGAGAGGGAUGUCUUUGGUGGCUCCUAGAAGGGUCCAAUUGGACUGGGCCCACUCCAUACCAUGGGAACAAGAGCCGAAGUGCGAGAGGGAGUCGCCGUUCAAACAGAAGCCGUCGCAGCGGUCCAACAGAUCAGAGUCAUCGUCAUCGUCAGCGGACACAGCGUCGCAGGGCUCCGGUUCGGCGGCCGCCCCGGCGCCAAGGGCGAAGCGACAUGAGCCACAGAGAGAAGAGAAACGAGAGGAAGCCGCCCCGAGAGUACAAACAAACCCAUUAUUGAGAUCCCGUACUCUACCAAACUUCGGCGGGCAUCGAUCCCGCUCGGCGUCCCGCUGCGACACCUCGCGGCGGCUCCACCACAUCACCAUGGCCACCGAGGAUCUGCUGCAGCCAGGACACAUCGUCAAGGAGAGAUGGAAGGUGGUAAAGAAAAUCGGCGGCGGCGGUUUCGGCGAGAUCUACGAGGGCAUGGACCUGGUGACACAGGAGCAGGUGGCCCUGAAGGUGGAGUCCUCGCGGCAGCCCAAGCAGGUGCUCAAGAUGGAGGUGGCCGUGCUGAAGAAGCUGCAAGGCAAAGAACACGUCUGCCGUUUCAUAGGCUGCGGCCGCAAUGCCCGCUUCAACUACGUGGUGAUGCAGCUACAAGGGCGGAACCUCGCCGAGUUGAGGCGGGCACAGCCGAGAGGCGCCUUCUCACUCUCCACUACACUCAGAUUGGGACUACAAAUACUCAAAGCCAUAGACUCUAUACACUCGGUCGGAUUCCUGCACAGAGAUAUAAAACCUAGCAACUUCAGCAUAGGCAGGCAUCCGUCGAACAGCCGCAAGGUGUACAUGCUGGACUUCGGGCUGGCGCGCCAGUACACCACCUCCAGCGGGCAGGUGCGCCCGCCGCGCACCGCCGCCGGCUUCCGCGGUACAGUACGUUACGCGUCCAUCAACGCUCACAAAAACAAGGAGAUGGGACGCCAUGAUGAUUUAUGGUCACUCUUCUACAUGCUAGUGGAGUUUGUCAAUGGUCAGCUACCGUGGAGGAAGAUCAAGGACAAGGAGCAGGUCGGCGUGAUGAAGGAGAAAUACGACCACCGGCUCCUCCUCAAGCACCUGCCCUCGGAGCUCCGCCAGUUCCUGGAGCACGUCCAGCAGCUGGAGUACGCUGACACGCCGGACUACACCAUGCUGGCGUCACUGCUGGAGAGGUGCUGCAAGAGGCGCGGUAUACGCGACUGUGAUCCGUACGACUGGGAGAAGGAUACGGUGGUAUCACGCACGCGAGCCUCUGUACACCCCGUGCCUGAGCACGCGUUACCUACAGACACACAGCCGGACAAUAGUCGUCGUCGUCUCGACACCGAAAUCGGUACAGCAGCUGUCGCAGAGACGGCGCCAACGCCCGUCACUGUAACCACGGAAUUGAGGAGAACGGCGCGGACGCAACCUGUCUCGCCGAGACACGUGAUGCUUAACGGAUGUUCGAUAGCGGACAAGCAGGAGAAGGAAACGGAAGUGAGAACGACGCCAGCGCCAUCCCCCGACAGACAUGUGAAGGAAACGAGCACGUCUGCCAUGACGGGCACCACGAGCCGCCCGGAGAGGCAGAGCGUGCCGCCCUGCAAGCCCAGGGCUCCGGCGCCCGGUGGCGGUCCAACAUUAGCCCGGCUUCGGGUGGUCACGGCUCCACCAACGUGCGUACAAGAUUUGGCUUCAACAUCGCCGGCAACGCCCGGCGAAGCAGUGAGCCCGCGUAUAGUAGCCGACGUGGACAGUGUACACUCAGACACGCAUUUCAAAAGAGGCCCGCGCCGCAGCCGCCCGCGCGCCGACCAGAGCUACACGCAAUUCGCCGUGAUGGACGAUGAGAACGUGUCCGCUUUACAACAGGUGACUAAGGGAGGUGCGCUAACGCUGGUGUCACUAUGGAAGUCUCAAUUCGACGACUCUGAGGAGACCACGGACAAUGAGUGGAAACAGGAACAAUUACAAUCCCCAGAACACCGGUGCAGUCGGAACCCCCAGACUGGCGUCUCGGCCGUGUCCAGUUGUUCCAACGCGCCCAGAACGCAGGUGGUCAACAAUGCGCAGGCGCAGCCGCCGGCGCAGACGAACAAACAGACGGAGCAGACUGGUACCUCAGCGGUGUCGAGCUGCGCUAACGCGCCCAGAACGCAGAUGGUCAACAAUGUGCACGCGCAACCGACGGUGGAGACGGACAAACAGCCUGAACAGCCGGCCACGUCCCCCGGCGCGGCGGCGCGCACAGAGCCCCCGCGCGCGCCCGCCACCCUCAACAUCCCCGGGAUCGCUGCCUAUCCCCAGCUGAGGCCCGCCUUGCCGAGGUGCUGGACCUCACCUGCCAUCGGUUCCCACGUGCGCGAGCUGUCGCCGCCGCUGCUGCAGCAGGCCAGCUUCGAGUUCGCGGGCGGCAGCCUGCGCUACCGCCUCGACGUCAUGCGCGGCGUGGCGGCGCGUGCGCAGCUCGCCGCAGCAGCGCCGCGCGCGCGCAGCCUGCCCAGCAUAUCGUCUAGGGCUUCGCCCCCGCGGCCGGCGUCGCCGCCCCGCGCCGAGGCCACGGUCUCCAGCCGCCUCGAGAUCCGCGUGCGCCCGCCCGACAGCCACUCCGCCGGACACUCGGUUAAAAUUCACUCCGUUGUGAGCGGCGGGGAGCCGCUGAGACCCAACGAGGAGGCUUCCGUGUAUUACGACGCCACGGAGCACCACAGGGACAAACGAUCCUCAACCCGGAGCGUGGGCGAUAAAAGCCAAAGCCCUGCCGUGGAGAAGACGAGGCUUGACGCUAUUCCUGACAGUCCUGUCGUGAAACGUGAAUCUUCCAGUGGUGGUGGCGACGGCUCGCAAAGUUUACGAGACCGUUCGUCCGGCAGUACGUCCCGCAUUCCCGUGUACGAGAGCCGGCUCGCCAAAUGUCUGUCCUGGAGCGGCGACGGGCCCUUGUCGCCGCCUGACCUCACUCCAGCGCUGAGACGUCGCCGGCUGAACGGCAACGAGAAGUACGCGGUGGACCCCGCGCGGGAACUGAACCUGAGGUUCGCGCGCCCCAGGCACCGGCAGCCGCCGCAGCAACGCGACAGGAGCGGGUCGCGCGGCGUGCCGGGCGCGCUGCUGGCGUCGCCGCCGCGCUCGCCGUCGCCGCCCGCGCCGCCGCCCGCGCCCCGGGCUCCGGCGAACCCCGCGCGCGCGCGCCGCUUCCGCCCGCUCGAGAUCGCGCCCUAGGUUGCCAGUGACAAUGCAACAUCGUCUAUAAGUGGACGAGUUAACAUACAUAUACACUUAAAGCCUUAACUAUCAUAAUGUAUGAAUUUACUACACGAAAACACAUAUCUUGUUACCCCUUAUAUGUCAUUUAGUUUGUCCAAAUAUCAUGUGAAAUGGUAUUUUGUGGUCUUAUUAAAUAAUAUAUAUAUAUGUAAAUGCUGUAUUAUAAUAAAUGUAUAACUGCAUACAAGCGUCGAAUCGGUAAUGUGCCCGGUUAAAUUGCGUGAUGCGCAGAAAGGCACAGGUUCAAAUACCACCACGCGCCGUGUACCAAUGACUGUAUUCGAAGUUUGUUACAUUAGUUUUAAUACUAACCAGUAUUCUUGCGGUGAGGGAAAACAUCGUUAUUAACUUGCACAUUCAGGCAACUGGAUGUGUGACCAUGAUCGAUCCAAUACGGGUUAGGUUUCGGAGGUCAGACGGGAGUUGAUUGGUGUAAAAACCUGACUCACCCAAUCCAGGAUCCAUGGUCAAGAGCUUACCCCGGACUCCUCUCCAGAGUGGUGAGGAUGCAACCGGGACUGAAGCCCUAUAGAAAUAUAUAAAUGCAAUUAUACCCUGAAAAGAUAAUUUACCAUCUUGAACCGACCGAGCAUAUAUUAUAUGUAUAUAUAAAUAAACAUAUUGUAUGAUUUAGAUUCUGACAUAUAAGUAACAAAACACAGCCAAAAGCACGCUUACUAAUAAAUUCAUAUAUUAUAUAGAGAUAAAGUUUGUUUUGAGACAAAAAUAUACUAUUCUAGAUGUUACCCGUAAAUAUGACCGAUAAAUUUGUAAGUAUUUCUUUAAAAAAAUAAAAAGAUCCGUAUAACCGUUUAAACGUGAAAGUGUAACAAACAGACUUUCGCAUUUAUAAUUCUAAUAAUUAAAAAAAAAGUCGCGGGCGACAACUAUGUUAUAUAUUUUUGCCUCAAUAAACAAUAAAAUGGAUAUUAGUUAAGCUAUUUUAGUUCUUAUUGCGAUAAAAAUAAGAAUGUUAAUAGCGCUGUCAAGGGGACGGAGUUAUGUGUGUACCUACUAGAAUAUGACAUUGACAUAAUAAUAUAUGCACAGAGUUGACUGACAAAAAAAAUGUAAUGUACAGUUGAAUCUAUAUGCAAAGAGUUGACUGACAAAAAAAAUGUAAUGUACAGUUGAACCAGAUGUGAUUUUAAACAGGACAUCAAUUCGAUUAAAAAAAAACAAUUAAUUCAAAUAGUUUGUCGAUAGUGACAGUGGAAUAGUUUUUUUACGCGCUGUGAUUGGUCACUGGCAUGUGUCGUCCGAGAUGUCGCCACAUACCCUUCGCUGUUAUUGGCUGAGCGCGAGAGAGGCAGUUGUAGGUUAUUUAACUCUUCUUCAUAAGAUGUUUUGUCAUAUGUCAUAUCUAGCACAUUUCUCGUAUCAUUAUACGCCUUAAUCGGAAGUGUUAAGGUUCAUAAUAUUGUUUAGAUCUCUGUAGAUGGGCUUUCAGCUUCUAGUACAUUUUGAUGGGGACGCUCAAUCGUAUGAUCUCCAAAUUGUGCUAAAUAAAUUAACAAAAUUAGGACUCGUUCUCGGAGGGGUAGGCAGAGAUGAAAUGUUUCCAAUUGCCACGUUCCCUACAUACUUAAUUCGCUUCAUCCGCAUUCAUAACUCUCUUCGUGCAAGCUCGUCGGUUUCGGGCACUCUGACGACGUAACAGAUACAUCACUUUGAAAAUCACAAAUAUACAAUUACAUACUGGUCCUAGAAUUGUAGUUUUUAAAUAAAAAUUACGGUGCAUAUGGUUUUUAUUAUACAUCAGAGUUGGAAAGGUAAAAAUUGAAGAGGAAAAAAUAAAUUUAAUAAAUAAAUUGGAGUUUACAAAUGGGCGAUCGAGCGUUGCCGAUCAAUUGUAAAUAAUUGAACGCUGGGCCACUUUUGACGCAGUUCGCUGUAUGACGCAGGGACGGAUUAAGAUAUAAAUUUUAAUUUUAUUUGACAUAUUAUUCGUCUACUAUGGAGAAAUAUGUUUUUUUUUUUUAAUAAUUUAUAUUGACAAUGGUGCUCAUUAAUUAUUAUUAUUGUUUAAUAAUUUUAUUAUGAUUAUUUAAAAAAAUAUAUAUUUGAAAUUGUUUGAAAUUCACUCUCGUUUGUUGCUCAUUUACAUAAUUUUUUUUUAAGAAAUUGAAAAUAAAAAGUAAUAUUAUUUAUUUUAAAUAUUUCAUAAUGAAUAAAUAGUAGACGAAUUUAGAAGAUCUGAUAGCUCACUUAAUUUUAUUUCUUUAUUUAGUACACUAAAAGUGAUUUUAUAUUACUUAUAAUAAAAAGCAUUUGCGCGUAGGGAAUAAAUAUUAUAAAUAAACAUAAUAUAUAUAUUGCCAAUCACUAUUUGUAAUACGUACUAUAAAAUGCAUUUGACAAAGGUAAUUUAAUAUAAUGAUUUUGGUAUUGUAAAGGCGCUAUGCUGAAAAUUGUUAUAUUUAUAUCAAUAUUUAUUUAUUGUAUUUUCUAAUAUAUUAAACGAGUAAGAUAUUUUCAUUUUUAAAUUUUUUAUCUUGAUUUUAAAACAAUAUAAUUAUUUGGGUUAAAACGAGAAAAUAAAUUAUGUCGUAAUAAAAAUUAAUCGUUGAACAAAAUUGUACAAAUUUAUUUAUUUUUAACAAAUGUUAUUUACUUGUGCUAAGUUGUGGUUUUUAUUUAUUUUUUUUUUUCUUUCGCGUUGGUAAUUAGUACAUUUUACUAAUAAAAUGGUUGCAACAGUAUGACUGUUUUAAAAUUUUGUUUAUUUGGACGCCACAAAGUGGCUUAGUUUUAUUUACUUUUAUGCGUUUUGAAAGCAUUAUUUAUUAGAUUGUAGUUUUUUUUAACCGUCAUUCAUAUACUCUUAAAUUUAAUGUUGUAUAAAAUUUGAAGUUCGACCCUGGCUAAAUCAAUUUCUUUUUUUAACAUGCAAUGAAUUUAAUUAAAAAUUUAUUCCAGUGAUUUUUUGUUUACUUUAAAUAAUCAAGUUACAAAAACGAAUUUCAUUAGUAAAAUGUUAUUAGUAACGCGAAUAUUAUAUAAAUAUUGUACAGAGGAUUUUGAAUCGAGUUAGUAGGUAUAUAGUGUUGAAGGUAAUUUCGGAUGGAGGAAUGUGGAAAGGUCGCGCAAAUAUUGUAUAAAGAAAAAUGACAAAAAAAAUUGCUCCUAAACCGGUUAAUAUACAUUUUAAUUUGAUUUGUAACUUUUUCCAGUUUUUUUUUUUGAUGUAUUUACGUUCUUAACAAAAUUAAAUAUUUUUGGAAGUGAAAAAAAUAAUAAUAUUAAAUUGUUCUAGGGGCAGUUAUUGAGAAAUUGUAACAAAAUCUGUUUGGAAUGAUAAUGUAAAAAGGUAUUUUGAUUGAUAUAAAAUUGUACUUGAGAUUUGUCAAAAAAAAGCCGUUAUAUUUUUUUUCUUUUUUGAUGUAAAAAAAAGGACAAACAAAUCUUACAUCAUAAUGACGGCAUUUUUCGAUAGAUCUUGAAACGAAUAGUUUUUCAAAAUUUCUCGUAAUAUAUAUGAAUGUUGCACUUACAAAUUUAAAAAUCUUUUCUAAUAAGCUAUGUUGCGUUGUUCCUGAUUAUUUUGGAAUGUGAAAUAAAUAAAGUCAGAUUUCCAAAUGGUCGUACUGUGGACCUUAUAGUUGUUAAAACAAUGUAGGUUAUCUUAUCGUGUUUAAGUGUUGAUAUCGCAGGAGCAACGUAACACAGUUUCGAUUGGUCUAUAAGAAUGUAUAAUAAAAAACAAUUAUAUAUAUAAUAUAUACAUACGUUACGUAGACGCCAUGAAUUCUAGUCUCGCUACGUAGAUUAUAGAGAAUUGUAAUUUGUUUAAUUAUUAAAAAUAUUAUGCCCAAUCGGUGUGCUAUUAGAAAAUUGAUGGUGAAAGUGUACUUACUUUGAAAAUUAAUCAAUAUUUUGGCAAUAACGACAACUAGGUAUUUGGAUCUAGCUAAAGGUCUCAAUUUUUCUAAUAGUAGACGGAUAUAGUUUUAAGUAUUGCGGAUAAUGAGAGAGGUGCGCCAUUUUGUCGACGGCGGCCAUCUUGAUUGUCGGAUGAUUGCUUUCACCGCGGCCACUUUCCCGCCGAAACGCGUUAAAACUUGCGGUUUUGUAUCUGGUCAUGUUUUUCACUUGUCCCAUUGACAUUUACGUGAUAUUGACUAUAUUUGAACUAACAUUUAUAUCUUGAGAUAAAUUUUCAUGUUACAAGAACGACAUAAUAUAAAUAUUUGAAUAAUAAACAAAAAAAUUUAAAGUUGUACAAAAUUAUAGGACGCUUAAUGCAUGUGGGUAAUUAACACAUAUUUUUUUUUCAAACAUAAUCUAAUUGUAAAGUUAUUCUUACGAGAUUUGUGACAAGUGAAAAUAUUGAACCGGUUUUGUUGUGAUUGUGGCCACAGCUUUGGGGUGCAGUCCCUCAUCUAGUCUAUAAUUGCUUCCGUCUUGAUAGAUGUAAAAAGUGCUACUUAUGUACGGGAUCAGAAUUUGAUUUAAGUUGGUCCUCUAUCUCGCUCUGUUUUCGUAGGAGUGAAAUGGAUGACGUUAUACAUGUUUAGGCGUUUACUGUGCACAGGUUAGACUUGAAAUUGGUUAGUUCGAAACUACAAAAUCGUUUGCGAUUGACGUACAAAAGAACAACUUUUGGGUGUCUGCUUUUAAUCAAUUACUUUAUUAAUUAAACAUUAAUAGCGUAUAUAAAAUUAAGGUGUUACAAGAAAAAAAUAAUAUAAUACAUAAAUUAAUUAUUAUAUUUAAUAAAUAAAAUUACAGAAGCCUAUUUUGCUAUCUUGCAAUACUUGUUCCCGUAGACAACCAAUAAUAAGACGGAUAAAAUAUAUUUUUCAACAAUUCUCUAAGAUUUCCCUCUGUGUGUAGUACGCCUAAACUGCUAAUAAAAAACAUCUGUCAAACUAUCGAUAUCGCCGUCUCACUGUGACCCUCGGGUCUAUUCACAAACGUCAAUGAAUGUUCCAUCUCUUUCUGUCUUUAUAGGUUUACGGAAGGUAUGGAGCGGGAGGGAAAAUAGACAUUUGUCAACGUUUGUCAGACGGCGGUACGCGAUAACAAAUGUCAAAAUGACAGAUAAUUUUUGUUGGCGCCAAAUUCUGCGGACGCUUAAAGUUAUGAAUGAGACUAUUUUUUGUCAAUAAUGUGUAAUAUAAUGUUGUUACUUAGCCACUAUAAUUUUGUUUCGUGCGGUUGAGACGAGGGCGCACGCUGUUUUUCGUUUUAAUUUGCCAUAUUUUUUUUUUUAUAUCUACAAAAAUGUGCACAAUGAAAUUCAAAUAAAAGGUAUUUGUCCUUGAAA